Molecule: messenger RNA, 752 nt
Organism: Oppiella nova
Lineage: Eukaryota; Metazoa; Arthropoda; Arachnida; Sarcoptiformes; Oppiidae
Source: the annotation of a GenBank genome assembly
CGUAACGCGAUUUAUUGCAAACCAAUCCUUGAAAAUCAUUGAUUGCUUUGAUAUCCUUUGAGAUCCAGAGGAAGACAUUAUCCGCAGAAAUAUGUCCGGAGUCUUGAAAUUAGCGAUGAAUCGGACUUUCGCCACAAGAGUGUCAUCGAUGGCCAGUCAGAUGUCCCGGAGAUACGCGUCGGGAAUGCCUCUGACCUUCUCAUCACCCUAUCAGGUGUUUUACAACGCGGUGGACGUGAAGCAGGUGGAUGUGCCCUCUUUUAGUGGCAGUUUUGGUAUCCUUCCCAAUCACGUGCCAACACUGGCUGUCCUCAAACCCGGCGUCGUCUCUGUCUAUGAGAGCGAGGGAACCGUUAAGAAGUAUUUCGUGAGCAGUGGGACGGUUACCAUCAACGAGGACUCGUCGGUGCAGGUGUUGGCCGAAGAAGCGGUUCCGGUGGAGAACUUGGACAGCAAUGCCGCUCGUGAGGCACUGAAUCGGGCGCAACAGGCGUUGAGCUCAGCAUCUGGUGAUGUGGCCAAAGCUGAGGCACAGAUUGCCGUCGAAGUGAGCGAAGCCUUAGUCCAGGCCUCGCAAUGACCACAAGAAGGCACCGAUUGAUCGAUUGAUAGGUUUAUUAAUUAAUUGUUUUGAAAAUCUCGACAUCUCUUCACACAUUAGAUCAUUAUUGCUAUGAUUUAGAGAUUAUAUGAAUAGAUAGUGUAAAGACUUUUAAAAAUUAAAAUAUGCUUAAAUAAAAACUAAAUUAUAA